AGGAAAAUGUCUGAAUUAAAUUCCAAUCAUAAAUGAAUUUCGAACUCCUGAAAUUCUGGAAAGCUGCCAAUUUCACAUUAGUUCCUGAUCCCUGACGUGUCGAUGAAUUUGCUAUGUACAGACUAACGAGAAGGCCAUCUCCAGAGUGUAUUUCCUGGUGAUGAAUCAGGACCGAAGUGAAUGUUAAUCGAGUGGUUACGACGAUGGGAAUAAUCCUGGCAUCGAGCAGAGCCCACAAUUCUCCCUGCAUCCCUUGUCCGGAGGGUUAUGUGCCUGGAAAUCCAGGUACCUUCGAGGAGUUGCAUAAAAAAGUGAAGGACCUAUACCCCCCGAUCUUCGAGGGAGCUAAAUUGCGAGUGAAGAGAUGCCACAAUGAAGGAUUUUUCACAGUCCACAGUCUCACCCUGAGCUCAAUGACACCAUCAGGGUACAAACUGGGCACCUGUUACACAGGCUCCAAACACGUUGGAAGACUUGAGCGAUAUCCGAUGAUCAUGGGAGAGCUGAUGCCCAAUGGAAACCUAGCGACAACAUUUGUCCACACCCUGGGCUGUCGACUGCGAGUGAAACACGUCAAUCAAAUUGUCAAGCAGAAAUUCGAGGCAUCGAGUUCUACAAUCGAUUACAGAUCCGACGAGGCGACGUUUUCAAUCACUCUGGACAAUCCUGAUUUUUCCAAAUGCACUGGAACUCUCGUUGUUCACUAUCUCCAGGCCCUAUCCAACAGACUAACAGCUGGCACUGAAUUCGCCUUCCACAGGAGCCAAUUGAUACCAGGGGGACAGGAAUCGAUGAUUGCACUGGCUUUGAGGUACAGCACUGGGCUACAGACUUUCUCAGCAACUAUUGGAAAUGCUGGACUACAUUUUUGUUAUCAUCACAAGGCCAGUCAGCAACUUCAGCUUGGGGUUGAGCUCGAGACCAGUCUUGCCAGUCAUGACUCCAGUGCUGGAAUUUUUUAUCAGCUCGAUGUUCCUGAUGCUGAUAUCGUGUUCAGGGGAAUGGUCAAUACCAAAUUGACUGUUGGAGGAGUUCUGGAGAAGAAACUUUAUCCUAUUCCUGACUCUUCGUUGAUUCUCAGUGUUAUGCUGAAUCAUGGCACUCAACAUUUUCAAGUUGGAAUUGGUCUCAAUGUCGGGUGAUUUUUUGGUUUGCAUUUUGUACUUUUAAUGUGUCACGGUUUUUCGAAUAUAAAGAAAUUUUUUUAAGGCAGAGACUGACAAUACUUCUGGUUUUAUAGCAGUUUGAGAAUGAUUCGAUGAGUUUUUGAUUCUUUUGGAGAAUUUGAAGUAUUCAUUGCUCAGUUCUGAUGAAUAAUUUUGUAAUCGAGAGAUGUAACGCAAUGAGUGGGAAAUUAUAUUCUUACAAUCAUGUAAUUGUCACAAGAAUCAAAAAUUAUAUUUUCAGAAAAUAGUCAUUAAGUCAAUUAAAUAUUCAAAGGAAUGUUCAAAUAUUUUUGAGGCAGUCAUUUAAUUCAAUCCAGUUAACAAGAAAAAUACAGAGUACUUAACGUAGAUCAUAGAUUCAAAAUUGCAUUGAAUUA
This is a messenger RNA of Fopius arisanus, 1543 nucleotides long. Its product is annotated as mitochondrial import receptor subunit TOM40 homolog 2. Gene Ontology annotation, molecular function: transmembrane protein transporter activity. The record is from RefSeq and is a predicted model, not a curated record. Lineage: Eukaryota; Metazoa; Arthropoda; Insecta; Hymenoptera; Braconidae. The transcript has a single exon. Gene Ontology annotation, cellular component: mitochondrial outer membrane translocase complex; mitochondrial outer membrane. Gene Ontology annotation, biological process: protein import into mitochondrial matrix. The coding region runs from base 204 to 1142 and encodes 312 amino acids.